Messenger RNA from Haemonchus placei, 1266 nucleotides. The record is from the annotation of a GenBank genome assembly. Lineage: Eukaryota; Metazoa; Nematoda; Chromadorea; Rhabditida; Trichostrongylidae.
AUGUUCCCUUUUGUACUUCUCUUUAUCGUUCAUUUCUGUCGAUCGAAUCCUCGUUCUGAAGAUGUGAGACGAAUCGAAGAGAAAUUGACAACUGAUAGAGAAUUCUACGAUCAAUGGAUGCAACUCAUCUCACUGCAGGCCGAUCAGCUCGAAGAGCAGACACUCGACUAUCCGCUUGCAGUGACAGCUCUCGGUUCCUGUACACGUAUUCCGCCGUCUGAGACGGAAGACACGUCCGACACACUUCGGCCGACGUCCAUUUCGAUUUAUGCAGAUAUCGGGCAUUUGGCCACCUACUGCAAAUCGAACUACUCAGAGCUUCAAGCUGGAAUUUUGGAUUCAUGUGAUCAUCGGUCCUCCACGACAGAUCUACCAUCGUUGGAUAAGAUGUUCAAAGUGUUCAAUCCGGACUUGAUCAUAGUAGAAAGUAAUGAACGCGAUGACAGCUUGAGAGAACAGGCCAGAACGAUCGCUGAAUCCAUACAGCAGUUCAAGGGCUACGAAAAUAUAUGGAAGUUCAUCCUAAUAGCAGCAACAAUUCAGGAUGGUGAGGCUUCUGAAUCACGACAAACGGCCGUUGAAGUGCUAGAAGCAGUUGAGGAACUCCAUCGACAACUCCCUGUCAGGACGUUUAUUACCAUUAUACGAACAUCAGGGAAUGGUAUCUGGUCCGAUGCUACGCACUCACAUGUCGCUUGUCGUGAAUUGCUUUCCAUGUGGAAAACACACAGCAAAUAUAAUUCCAUGUCUGUAUGGGAUCAGAUGGAAGCAAUCAUACAUAAAAACUUCCGACGUUCUGAUUUCACUGUGGAAGUGCUGCCAUUGCUACGGGAUUCGGCUUUGACCAACCUACCAGAGCAGAUGGAUCUGAGUAUUCUUGGCUACGAUUGUGCUCAUUUUUCGGAAAGGGGCCUCUCACUUUUACAUAUCGCCAUUUGGAAUUCGUUAUUCACGAAGAGCGGUGAUCGGUUACGAGAUUACCGCCCUAUAGCACCUCCCUUAAUGUGCCCUGAUUUUCGGUGCCCCUACCUCCGAACAGCCACUAACAGCGGAUUCUGCAUAUGGAAAGCGCCACUGGUGGCCGAGGAGACGUCCAUAUAUCCGAAGUUGAUCACCGCAUGUGUGCUGGUAUUCUGUUUGCUGUUAGCAGUUGCGGUAUUGUUCUUCGUGUGUCGUAAGCCUCGUCGAACCAUUGACAUCAAAAAACCGGCGCAUCCCUUCGGUGCCAGCCUCAGUUCCAUCAAAUUCAUCGAUGAAGACACAUGA